AUGAGAGCUCAUUACGUCCUUGCCUGCCUGGCUAUACUGGUGGCCACCACGGGUGCCGCCAACAUAAGGCCCUCAGUGACAGCCGUAAAUAACCAGUUGUACCGCCGGUUUGUUUGCGUGAACAAGUCUAAUGGAUUCCGUGCUCUGGUGCCUGGUAGCUGCUCUAAAUACUAUGAGUGCCAGAAUGGCGUCGCCAUGGAGACCACUUGCUCGCGUUUCUUUGAUCCUAAGGUGCAGGGAUGUGUCACCUAUAACACUGGAUGCGUAGAGGUCAUGCAAACAUCAGCUACAGCAUUGAUUGGUGGUAAUUCCGGCACUGCCGCAGAACCAUGUGCAGAAACAGUAACCACUACAUGUGCCCCGCCCGUGACUACCACCUGUGAAACGACCACCCCCUGUAAGCCAGAAACGGCAACUACCACAUGUACAACGCCAACAACAACCACUUGUUCAACAGUGACAACAACCACCUGCACAACACCAACAACAACCACGUGCACGACACCAACUACAACUACUUGCACAACACCAACAACAACUACUUGCACAACACCAACAACAACCACCUGCACAACACCAACAACAACCACCUGCACAACGCCAACAACAACCACGUGCACAACACCAACAACAACCACCUGCACAACGCCAACAACAACCACGUGCACGACACCAACAACUACCACAUGUACGACACCUACAACAACCACGUGCACAACGCCAACAACAACCACGUGCACGACACCAACAACCACCACAUGUACGACACCUACAACAACCACCUGCACAACACCAACAACAACCACAUGCACGACACCAACUACAACUACUUGCACAACACCAACAACAACCACCUGCACAACACCAACAACAACCACGUGCACGACACCAACUACAACUACUUGCACAACACCAACAACAACCACCUGCACAACACCAACAACAACCACGUGCACGACACCAACUACAACUACUUGCACAACACCAACAACAACCACCUGUACAACACCAACAACAACCACGUGCACAACACCAACAACAACCACCUGCACAACACCUACAACAACCACUUGUUCAACGGUGACAACAACCACCUGCACAACACCAACAACAACCACUUGUUCAACGGUGACAACAACCACCUGCACAACACCAACAACAACCACUUGUUCAACGGUGACAACAACCACCUGCACAACACCAACAACAACCACUUGUUCAACGGUGACAACAACCACCUGCACAACACCAACAACAACCACUUGUUCAACAGUGACCACAACCACAUGCACAACAACCACAUGCAUUGUACCAGAAACAACAACGUGCACACAACAAACAACCACCAUUUGCCCUCCUGCAGCAUCGGGCAGUAAGGUAAGACCCUCGUCUGUCCAUGUGAGACCCGCCGCGAGACCGUUCCACAGCCCUCUGGCCGAGACACAGCAGCAGCCAAUGGAGAUGGCCUCGGCAACGAACGAAUUGAGCAUGAACCUUUACACCAGCUACGUGUGCCGCAACAAGCCCGACGGCUUCAUGCUGGCCUCCCUGACGAGCUGCAACAACUAUUAUAUCUGUCGCUACGGCAAGCCCCUGCAAGUUAGCUGCGGCAAGAAGUACUUCAACGCGCUGAAGGGCAUCUGCGAUCUGCCCGAGAACACACGCUGCGUACAGCCGCAGGCUUGA
Messenger RNA from Drosophila novamexicana, 1686 nucleotides. Its product is annotated as mucin-2. The record is from RefSeq and is a predicted model, not a curated record. The coding region runs from base 1 to 1686 and encodes 561 amino acids. The transcript is spliced from 2 exons. NCBI's taxonomy places the organism in Eukaryota, Metazoa, Arthropoda, Insecta, Diptera, Drosophilidae. Gene Ontology annotation, molecular function: chitin binding. Gene Ontology annotation, cellular component: extracellular region.